Messenger RNA from Setaria italica (foxtail millet), 789 nucleotides. Its product is annotated as mitogen-activated protein kinase kinase kinase 1. The transcript has a single exon. Gene Ontology annotation, molecular function: zinc ion binding; ubiquitin protein ligase activity. Lineage: Eukaryota; Viridiplantae; Streptophyta; Magnoliopsida; Poales; Poaceae. Bases 1 to 789 code for a protein of 262 amino acids. The record is from RefSeq and is a predicted model, not a curated record.
AUGGAGCCGGUGGCGACGUCGAAUGACACCACCCCGUUCGCCGCCGCGACGGCGGCGACCUUCGCCGCCGAGGAGGCGUCGACGCGGCGCGUCGCCAACCGCAUCAUCCGCGCCCUCCAGCACCAGCUCCGGCUGCUGCACCGCGCGGGGGCGGAGUUCUUCGUGCUCGGCGCCACGGGGAACGUGUACACGGUGACGCUGUCCACGACUCCGGCGUGCACGUGCCCGGACCCCGCCGUGCCCUGCAAGCACAUCCUCUUCGUGCUCCUCCGCGUCCUCGGCCUCUCCCUCGACGAGGCUUGCGUCUGGAGGCAGACGCUGCGCCCGUGCCAGGUCGCGCGGCUCGUCGGCACGCCCACGUACCCGGACGUGCUCGCCGGCGCGCGCGCCAGGGAGAGGUUCCACCAGCUCUGGUCGGCCCGGCCGCCGGCCGCCAAGGCCGCCGACGGCCGGCAGGAAGCGUCGUCGGGGAGGCCGCUCGACGGCGCGGCCUGCCCGGUGUGCCUCGAGGAGAUGGCGCCGGCGCCGCAGGGCGGCGGGCCUGCCACCGCGCAGCAGGCGGUCCUGACGUGCAGGACGUGCCGGAACGCCGUGCACGCCGAGUGCUUCGCGCGGUGGAAGCGCAGCCGCGCGCGGCGGGCGGCGACGUGCGUCGUGUGCCGCUCGCGGUGGAGGCAGCCGAAAAGGGAGCAGGAGGAGGAGCAGUACAUGAACCUCGCCGCCUACAUGAACGACGCCGACGGCGACGUGACGAUGCAGAGCGCCGACGGCGGGCUGUGCGCCGGGUAG